AUGUGCAUCCUUGAGCUUAAAAAGUUUCUCAGCUUUACUUAUCGUAAUUCAAACAGUCUUGCAAGCUUUGAUGUAAGUAAGGACUUUGUGUUUAUCAUAACGCAGACUCAUAUUCAUCAGUACUGUUUUAGAAGUCCUAUUCCCCUCGCUUGUAGGUUGACAUUCGUGCCGGUAUUUGGCUGUUUUUACAAAGACAGAUAUUUCCUUGCUUCUAAAGCAGAGUUGUACUAUUUUAAAUACAGUCUACACAGCUUGUAUAAAAUUAAUGCGCUUGCACAUACUUUCUUCUACAAGAAUAACCUUAUCACAGUUGAUGAUAGAGUCUUGAUCUACAAAAUCUGUGAAAAUGGCAAUGAUAAAUGUCUAUCGUUAGAAAAUCCAUCUUUAUUAACUCAAUCUAUAAAUUCGCAAGGCAAAGAAACGACCGAUUUCGAUAUUGAAUUUUACAAGGAGUGCAGUAUUCUUAACAGCAGCAAUGGAAUGGUCGGCAUCCCGUCAGAUUCAAACGGACUGUGUUCAGCCCAUUGUAUUUUUGAAGAUAAAAUAUUUCUCGGAUUUGAAAAUGGGAUCGUAGGCGCCGUCGACGGUGAAAGUCUGACCAGCCGAGCGUGUGGAACUAGGCUAAGACUAAAUGUUGUAGAAUAUUUCAAAGAUCCGGUACUCACAAUUUGUGUCGAUGAUCGCUUCAUGUUUAUACAUACUCUCUCUUAUGUUUUUAGGAUACAAAGUAACAAUGAAAGUAUGGCAUGCGAAAAGAAAAUAUUCACAGAGAUUAAAGCAAGAAAAAUGCUCAAGUAUAAAGAAAUUCUUGUCCUUGUCCAGGAUAAAAGACUGUUGUUUGUAGAUUUGGAUCUAAAAAUAUCAAAGGCCUACCUGUCUCUGUUUGAUAUUAGGGAUGCUAAGAUUGUGGACGAUUCAUUGUUCGUCGGCUGCACAAAUGGACUGUUGUGUGAGUAUAAUGUACGAGAGAUACACAGUAAAUAA
Messenger RNA from Vittaforma corneae ATCC 50505, 984 nucleotides. RefSeq lists its product as uncharacterized. The record is from RefSeq and is a predicted model, not a curated record. The transcript has a single exon. The coding region runs from base 1 to 984 and encodes 327 amino acids. NCBI's taxonomy places the organism in Eukaryota, Fungi, Microsporidia, Nosematidae.